UGCAGACCGACCUCAUCAAAAGUCCCUAUGUCAAGACCCGUUGGAGGCAUGAUCCAGAACCUUCAGGAAGACAUCACAUGUUCCAUCUGUCUGGAGUCCUUCAAUAACCCUGUCUCCAUUGAUUGUGGGCAUAAUUUCUGUCAAGACUGUCUGUUUACCCACUGGAAUGAUAGUUUGCACUCUCAGUACCGUUGCCCUGAAUGCCGCCAUCUCUGCCACCCUGAGCGGAUGAAGCUAGACACACGGCUGAAGAGUUUGGUGGAAAAGAUUGUACAGCUUCCUCUCCUGGAAGAGGUCAACAAGAAGAUGCCAACAACUUCAUUGGUAUUGGGGCAGCCAGUACAACUAGUGGGUUUGGAUGAGAAUGGGGAUCUCUGCUUGAACGCAGAGGCCCUGUGUAGCUGCUUAGAGCAGGAAGAGGUGAAAGAUACUCCCAUCUGCUUGAUUUCCAUUGUUGGGGAACAACGACGGGGUAAAUCCUUCUUGCUUAACUUCUUCCUGCGGAGGCUUAAAAACCUGGCUGCUACAGAUAACUCCUGGAUGGGCCAAGAAGAUGAGCCACUGACAGGUUUUGAAUGGCAUCCAGGAAUUAACAGAAUCACCAAAGGGAUAUGGAUAUGGAAUCAGCCGUUUUUGGUUCGUAGUAACAAUGGAAAGGUAGCCUUGUUCUUGAUUGACACCGAGGGCUCAAUGGAUAUAGAGAGAAGCAAGGAAAAUAGUGUCAAGCUUUCAGCUUUCUCUAUGCUGCUUAGCUCCUAUCAGAUUCUCAAUUUGUCCCACAUGCUGAAGGACACAGACCUGGAAUACCUGGAAAUGUUUUUGUACGUUGCGGAGACGGUGGGCCAUCAGUAUAAGUUGAAGCCUGUUCAGCAUCUUGAUCUCUUGGUGCGUGACUGGCUCUUCCCCCCUACCUAUGGAUUCCAGGGGGGACAGAAUUACCUCCAUGACAUCAUCCAGAAGCUGGAGGGCCAACCCAACCGGCAUCCACGAGCCCUGCAGACACUCAAAAGCACCAACAGUCGUUGUUACCUGAUGCCAUUCCCUGGCAAGGAGUUGGUGAUGGGAACUGAAGGCACCAUAGCAGACAUGGAUGAGGAUUUUAGGGAAUGCUUGAAGGAUUAUGUGAGUGAUAUUGCCAAUUCAGCUGGAAUGCGUAUGAAGGGAAAUCGGGACAGCAUGCCUCUCACCGGGACACAACUUGCUGUCAAGAUAAAGGAUUUGUCAGAUCUCAUGAAGAAAUACCAGUUUGGUUUUUCCUCACCCACACAGAUGGCUAUCACCUUCCACAACCUGAACACCCAGGAAGUAUUACAGAAGAAAUUUACAGAGUUCAUCAAAGAGCAGGAUCGACUUUCACGCCCACUGUUGGCAGGCCUACAAGUGACACCAGCCUCAAUGACCAAGCGCUUUCAGAAGAAGCAACAGGAGCUACUCCAAGAGUGCAAUGACUUCCUUCAGGGUGAUAAGCCAUGUCGGACCCAUUCUGUCUCAUGUCUGGAGAAGCACCUCCAACAUGAAACCAAAGAUUUCCUGGAGCUUUACACCCGCCGUUACAAAUUCCAUGCUCUCAAAGCUGGGGCAGCCAUCGGGGUGGGUGCUGUGGGGUUCGCUGGUGGGGUUAUUGGAGCUGGGGUGGCAGCUGCCUUGCUGGCAGCAGAAGCCAUCAUACUGAGCACUGGUACUGCUGCUACUUUUGCGAUUGGGACCAUGGCUGGGGCAGGCACAUUUGCACUUGUUGGGGGAGGACUGGGAGCUGGUGUGGGGAACCACAUAGGGAAUGCUAAGAUCAAAGAAGCCAAGAAUGUGGCUGAAGAUGAUAAGGAGACUGAAGAAGAAGAGGAGGAGAAUCUCUCAGAUGAGAGGCAUCUUAUUAGCUGAUGAGGUGCAUCUUAAGAGUUGUACCCCACACCUCCUUCUGCAAAGAACGUGCACCUGCCAUAAA
Molecule: messenger RNA, 1942 nt
Organism: Candoia aspera
Lineage: Eukaryota; Metazoa; Chordata; Lepidosauria; Squamata; Candoiidae
Gene: RNF112
Product: ring finger protein 112
Exons: 12
Coding region: 28-1878 (616 amino acids)
Biological process (GO): endoplasmic reticulum organization; protein homooligomerization
Molecular function (GO): GTP binding; GTPase activity
Source: RefSeq, a predicted model, not a curated record